AUGAAAGAUAGUCCCAACAUAAUUCAACGUUCAUCGGAAAAUAAAUCAAGUAUCAUACAUAAAUAUAUUGAAGACAAAAGGGAAGAUGAGAGAGAAAAAAGCACUUCGCAAAUGAGUUUGCUGGAAAUUCAGUUGAAUCAAAAGAGGUGGGAGGGUGAAAGUCAUUGUUUGAGCUUAUGCCAUGAACAAUAG
Clunio marinus is the source of this 192-nucleotide messenger RNA. Lineage: Eukaryota; Metazoa; Arthropoda; Insecta; Diptera; Chironomidae. The record is from the annotation of a GenBank genome assembly.